UCAGUUAUUGGAUAUUCAACUUUCAACAGUAAAAUACUGUUUUCUAUUUCUCUUUGUUUUUUACGUCUAAUUCUCUUUUUAAUAUAUAUUAUUAAAUGUAUUGCUCUUUACAAUUAGCUAAUCAUCAAAUAUAGUUUAUUCUUACCUCACAUGAUGUCGCGCUAUCGUGAGUGGGAUCUCUCUUGCAAAGUAUACGUCGGAAAUCUCGGAACAAAUGCGUCAAAAUACGAAAUUGAGAAAGUAUUCUCUAAAUAUGGAAACAUACGGAAUGUGUGGGUUGCACGUAACCCGCCAGGGUUUGCGUUUGUAGAAUUCGAGGAUCCACGUGAUGCUGAGGACUCUGUGCGUGGUCUAGAUGGAACGCGGUGCUGCGGAACGCGUAUUCGCGUUGAAAUGUCCAACGGUCGCACCAGAAGAGAGCGCCGGUACUCCAGGUCCAUUUUAUCAACCAACCACCAACACACCGACCUCACCACAUCUCUUCACCACAACUACGGCUCGUUAACCAAUAAGACAUCCGCGGACGCCGAUCGCAACAACAUCCCGCUCAACUUCUGCGAUCAGCUCUCCAAACUUCUACGCGCAACCGAAGUCUCCAACUGCGUCCUACUGAUUCUCCACACAGCCAUUACCUAGUCCCACCCUUAUCCGAACCUGGACAUGAAUUACGCAUUUGAGAGCCACACAGUAGUAUCCUGUAACCAUCCUGAUUGUCAUGCAAAUUCCUGAUGCUUCACCGUCUGCACACACUCGUCGUCAACGAAGCACCGAGCUUGAAUACAACCUUACAACGAUCUGCUCCUAGUGUUGCCACAAUCUCUCUCGAAACUCCCGGCUAAUGCCACCGUUCGUCGGAGGAUUACAUUGAAACUCAUCUUCGCCUCAAUACAAGUUAAAAUCCCUUCGGCCUCACAGCAGCCCCACAACGAUCAACGACCUUCUUCGCAGGCUCACCAUGUUUCGGUACUUUUUGCAUCCUAUACUUAGCACUACCUUACCUUACCUUCUUAGCAAUUAGUGUAUUUUUGUGUUGGAGAAGUACGUGUUAACAACUAGGUCUUAUAAAAUUGGUAAUAUAGAUAUUAAAGUUUAAUUAAAUCCCAAAGACUACAUCAUCUUACACGAUUUCCGGCCCGUUCUUUAAAGCAUUAAGGUGUUGAUGAUACAUAUUAAUAAAACAAUAUUAGUGUAAUGUUUGAGAAUUAAUAUACAGAUAGUAUCCGCCGUAAUUGUUCGUUUAUUAAAUAGUAAUGGUAAACAAUCUGAUGUUAAUAUUGAUAGACAUGUUAGAGUUGAUGGAUAGUUUUGAGUAUAUCUAAUUUACGAUUC
Molecule: messenger RNA, 1329 nt
Organism: Achroia grisella
Lineage: Eukaryota; Metazoa; Arthropoda; Insecta; Lepidoptera; Pyralidae
Gene: Rbp1
Product: RNA-binding protein 1
Exons: 4
Coding region: 151-636 (161 amino acids)
Biological process (GO): mRNA splicing, via spliceosome
Cellular component (GO): nuclear speck
Molecular function (GO): RNA binding
Source: RefSeq, a predicted model, not a curated record